AUCAGGGCCAUAGUGGGAGUUGGUCCUGUAGCUUCAGAUAUUGGCAAACAUUUAUUCGUCACGAUCAUAUACGGCUUAAUUGACUAAAAUAUUCCCAUCAGAAUCCGCUGAUCAAAAUGAAUUCAUUCCGAGUCUUACAAGUAGCAAGGCCAAUGGCCUCAAAAUUCGUGGCUCCCGCAUUACCACGUCUGGUCCGAAUGUACUCUACAGAGCUUCCAAGCUAUCAAUUCGUACAGGUAUCGACGCCGAAGAAGGGUGUUGGUCUAAUUACCCUCAACCGCCCUAGAGCCCUUAACGCCCUCAACACCCCCCUCUUCCUCGAGCUCAACGAUGCCCUCCGCCGCCUCGACUCCGACAAGUCCAUCGGCGCCCUCGUCCUCACCGGCUCCCACAAAGCAUUCGCAGCCGGCGCCGACAUCAAAGAAAUGAAAGACCUCACCUUCUCCACCGCCUAUGCCACCGACUUCAUCGAACUCUGGUCCACCAUGUCCCACGCCAUCAAGAAACCCGUCAUCGCCGCCGUCAACGGCUACGCCCUCGGUGGCGGCUGUGAGCUCGCCAUGAUGGCCGACAUCCUCUACUGUAGCGCCUCCGCCACCUUCGGCCAGCCGGAGAUCAAGCUCGGCGUGAUCCCCGGCGCCGGCGGCUCCCAGCGCCUGACCAAGACCAUCGGCAAGGCGCGCGCCAUGCACUACGUGCUGACGGGGGACACGUGGAGCGGGGUGGAGGCGGAGCGGUGGGGGCUGGCGGCGAAGGUGUUUGAAGGCCCGGAGGAGUGCGUGGAGGGGGCGUUGGGCGCGGCGGAGAAGAUCGCGGGGUAUAGUCAGAUUGCGGUGAAGGCGGGGAAGGAGGUGGUGAAUAAGAGUCAGGAUUUGGGGAUUCGGGAGGGCGUGGAGUUCGAGCGAAGAGUGUUCCACGGGUUGUUUGGCAGCCAGGAUCAGAAGAUUGGAAUGACGGCGUUUUCGGAGAAGAAGAAGCCGGAGUGGACUAACGCAUAGAUGUUCGAUUGAAUGAAUCGAUGUAAUGCCCUGAAACGGCUCGCGAAACUUGGGCCCUUGGAUUGUGAUUCAUGUUUGUCUCUUGUACAUCAGGCCUGUCUGUGCAUAGCAUCAGUGUAUAAACUCUGUUUCCAAAGCCAGCCUCCACCUCGAGCAUCCUAAUACCAAGCAGUUUAACAUCACGAGUGCCAAUAGCUAUCCAGGCGAGUGUCCCUCAUGAAUUAGACGUCCGACGGGACUUCCUCUCCUUGGUUGCCUCCGUCGCGGUACUGUCGCCGAACUUCGCAGGAUAGCAGCCGUAUUCCAUCGGUAUUAGCAUUACUGCCAGCCGCUCAGCCGUUACGUGACUCGCUUUUCCGAAGGUUGAGGCGAAUUGGCCAUAACAUCGCAGAGUUUCGGGGAAGCCAUCAAGGCGCUCUCUCCUGCGUUCUCACCUCCCACGUGUGCAAAAAAGAGCGAUAGACGAAAAGAUAAUUAUGAUGCCUUGA
This is a messenger RNA of Eremomyces bilateralis CBS 781.70, 1486 nucleotides long. RefSeq names its product ClpP/crotonase. Bases 117 to 998 code for a protein of 293 amino acids. Gene Ontology annotation, molecular function: enoyl-CoA hydratase activity. The record is from RefSeq and is a predicted model, not a curated record. Gene Ontology annotation, biological process: fatty acid beta-oxidation. Gene Ontology annotation, cellular component: mitochondrion. NCBI's taxonomy places the organism in Eukaryota, Fungi, Ascomycota, Dothideomycetes, Eremomycetales, Eremomycetaceae. The transcript is spliced from 4 exons.